This is a messenger RNA of Oncorhynchus gorbuscha (pink salmon), 4923 nucleotides long. Its product is annotated as WD and tetratricopeptide repeats protein 1-like. NCBI's taxonomy places the organism in Eukaryota, Metazoa, Chordata, Actinopteri, Salmoniformes, Salmonidae. Gene Ontology annotation, molecular function: protein binding. The record is from RefSeq and is a predicted model, not a curated record. Gene Ontology annotation, cellular component: cytoplasm; Cul4-RING E3 ubiquitin ligase complex. The coding region runs from base 995 to 3025 and encodes 676 amino acids. The transcript is spliced from 21 exons. Gene Ontology annotation, biological process: negative regulation of fatty acid biosynthetic process.
UGUCACAACUUUGAUGUUCUUUCAAUGCAGCAGUAAAGUUUCACAGAGCUGUGCUCGUGUGAUGCCCGGAUGGUUUUCAAAUAGACUGUCUUCAAGUAUGUGUUCACUUAUUAUGGUGGCCUGUGUUUUGCAGAGACCUCUGUGGCCAGGAGAAACGUCCAGAUGAACUUUGACCUGGUGCUCCAGAACAUCCAGCAGUAGAACAUGCUGGCUGGGGAGGGAGAGUCCUUCGUCGGGGUCACGUCCAGAGGAGCACAGCUGGCCCAGCAGCACCUCAUUCCACUAAGGCUCUACAGCAAUGGCAUCCUCGUGUUCAAUUGGCCCUUCCGCUCUUACCAGGAAACCAGCACACAGGUUCACGACAGGUGAGAGGAGGAGUUCCAAGAGAGGCGACCGUGGGCGGAGUUCCCUGGGAUGGACAGAGGGGGAGAAAUCAACAGACAGACUAGAACACGCGUACUGUGCCGUCUCCCAGAUACCCGGCUGCCCAAAUUGUUGGUGAAGGCUGGUAGAGUGAUUGACAUCAGGGACUCAGUGAAAGCCAGUCUACAGGGCUCUUCUGAUGCUCCAAACAGCCAUGCGGUGACCCUCAUAGACACACCAGUGCUACAGGCCUUGAAAGAGAGGUUGGAGUUGCAUGAGACUGACCCCCUCCCAACUCGGCCCGUGAUGUCACCACACUGAGGGUGAAGUCAGAGGAUGGCGAGCACACUUACAUCAUGAAGAUGCACUUCUCAGAGACCAUAGGUCACCUGCACCAGUAUCUGGACAAGUACAGGUGGUUGCUGUAGUCUGCUGUAUGUUGUUGAGAAGCCUGGUUGUCUGUAGUGGGCCAUAGAUUACAGACCUCUGUGGCCACAACGUCGUACACUACGGACCCAGUGUAGCUGCUGUGUCGUCGGACACUGCUCUUCUCCAGCUCAGCCCAUUCCUAGAGACUGCAGAUGCUAUCUGACCUUUGACCCCUGGACCCUGCACCUCUAGUCUGUGCUCUAUGACUUGCUGUGAGGCCAUGUCUGCUGUGAACAUCACCAGAGACAUCUUGCACAGGCAGAUCAGGGACAAGAGAGCAUUGGGCUUCCAAAGGCAGUAUCAUGUCACAGACCCCUUCAUCAAUAGACUUGGACUGGAGGCAGAGUUGCAGGGCCACACUGGGUGUGUGAACUGCCUGGAAUGGAACGAACAGGGAGAUCUGCUGGCAUCGGGCUCAGAUGACCAACAUUGCAUCAUCUGGGACCCCUUCAAACACAAGAAGCUCACCACUAUGCACACAGGGCAUGCAGCAAACAUCUUCUCUGUGAAGUUUCUCCCUCACUCAGGUGACCGUAUCCUUGUGACGGGUGCAGCGGACACCAAGGUUCACGUGCAUGACGUGUCUGUCAAGGAGACCAUCCACAUGUUCUCCGACCACACCAACCGCGUCAAGCGCAUCGCUACAGCCCCCAUGUGGCCUAACGUCUUCUGGAGUGCUGCGGAGGAUGGCAUCAUCAGGCAAUAUGACCUGAGGGAGAGCAGUAAGCGUUCAGAAGUGCUCAUCGACCUGACGGAAUACUGUGGUCAGCUGGUGGAGGCCAAGUGUUUGGCUGUCAACCCGCAAAAUAAUAACUACCUAGCAGUGGGGGCCAACGGGCCCUUUGUACGCCUCUAUGACAUGCGCAUGAUCCACAACCACAGGAAGUCUGCGAGUCAGAGCACAUCGGCAGGAGUGCACACAUUCUGCGACAGGCAGAAGCCCAUCCCAGACGGAGCGGGGCAGUAUUAUGUCGCAGGGCACCUGCCAGUGAAGCUCCCUGACUACAAUAACCGCCUGAGGGUCCUAGUGGCCACCUAUGUCACCUUCAGCCCCGACGGCACCGAGCUGCUAGUUAACAUGGGAGGGGAACAGGUGUAUCUAUUUGACUUGACGUUCAAACAGAAGCCGUACACCUAUCUGCUUCCCAAAAAGUGUCAAUCAACAGAUGUUCAGAAUGGAAAGACAACCAACGGUGUGUCAAAUGGAAUUCACUUGCCAGCCAGCCGACUUCGAUUCGCAGAAAGCAAAGUCUUCUCUGGUUCUGGUGAGCUGCCGCCUCACUUGGAGCGGAUAAAGCAGCAGGCAAACGAUGCAUUUGCGCGGCAGCAGUGGACUCAGGCCAUCCAGUUCUACAGUCUGGGCAUCCACGAGGCCAGCCACAACGCCAUGCUGUACGGGAACCGCGCCGCCGCCUACAUGAAGCGCAAGUGGGACGGUGACCACUAUGAUGCGCUGAGGGAUUGUCUGAAGGCCCUGUCCCUCAACCCUGGGCACCUGAAGGCCCACUUCCGGCUGGCGCGCUGCCUCUUUGAGCUGAAGUACGUGGCCGAGGCUCUGGAGUGCCUGGAUGACUUCAAGGGCAAGUUCCCCGAGCAAGCCCACAGCAGCGCCUGCGAUGCCCUGGAUAAGGAUAUCAAGGCCGUCCUCUUUUCCAAGAUGGACUCUGCUGAGGACAAAAAGGGCAACAGCUCAAUCCGCUUCCACACGUUCAACAGGAAGGAGUCCAUCCCGGAAGACGAGGUCGUCUUGAGAGAGCGCAGCUACGACUACAAACACCGCUACUGUGGUCAUUGCAACACUACCACAGACAUCAAGGAGGCCAACUUCUUUGGCAGUAAAGGCCAGUACAUUGUGAGCGGCUCCGACGACGGCUCCUUUUUCAUCUGGGAGAAGGAGACUGCUAACCUGGUGCGGAUCCUCCAGGGGGACGAGUCCAUAGUCAACUGCCUGCAGCCUCACCCCAGUUACUGCUUCCUGGCUACCAGCGGCAUCGACCCUGUGGUGCGGCUCUGGAACCCCAGGCCAGAGACGGAGAGUGAGAGUGGGAACGGUCGCGUGGUGGAGGACAUGGAGGGCGCCGCUGCAGCCAACCAGCGGCGUAUGAAUGCCGACCCCCUGGAGGUCAUGCUGCUCAACAUGGGCUACCGCAUCACGGGCCUCAGUGGCCGUGGGCCAGAGGGCUCAGACGAUGAGGACAGCUCAGAUGGCCAGGUGCAGUGCCGGCCCAGCUAGACUAGCAGGUCCAACACCACAUACAGUAUGGAGGCAGCAGGAUGCAAGGCACUCCUCUCCUACCCCCUCCCAAACCCUGAGGCUGUCUGUGUGUGUGUACGUCUGUGUGUGUGUCUGUGAGGAGGGGGAAAAAGCACCAUAGAUAUUCCGUUUGUCAAUGUUUCAUUUGCCCCUCUAAAACGAAAGCAACAUCGAGUGAAUGUCAUGUCACAGCUCUGCACUAUGCACUGCCCUCCUCCACCACAUCCCGAGGCAGGAUUGGAGGAAACCAGUUUGGCGAGGGGAUUCCACGGGGGUGACGACAACGACCUUUCACCCCUUUUAAGAACACCAACAACAUCACCUCGGCCGCUCCCUCCGUUGCUCCAAGGCUGGAGGUAUUGGGCCUAUACAGUAAAGAAGAGAGUACUCCAUCACUCCCUAAUCUCUCACUAUGAGCUAAGAGUCAACCACUUCUAAACCCUCCCCAAGAGGAAGUGCGUUGGAGGGAAACACUACAAGCAGAAGCCCCAGGUCUCUGGUAGUGUAGCCUGCAGACGGCUCAGAGGUUAGAGGUCAAAGCGAGGCCCCAAUAGUCAGUGUCCUCAUUGGAGGAUGAGACUUGAGGCCACAGGAAGUUGCUUUGUUUCAUCUCUAGUGGGCUUUUCAAUUGGAGUAUAAGAGGUCACUCUCAGCCCCUCUCCAGCUCUGAAAGUCUCUACCUAAAGUUUUUGAUUUACAGUCCUUUUUUUAAAGUUGUUGGAAUAUUGGUCAACAGGAACAGAGCAGAAGAAGUAUUGACAAGUCUAGAAGUGUUUCUCCAACUCAACUUAAAUGUGUUGUUAGGAUUGUGCGUUUCUUUUAAACUCGGUCUGGCAACAACAAAAAAAAGUUUAUCUUCAUUUGUUCAAAGUUUUAAGAGUAAAUAAUGGCCAAGGAUCCAUGUUGCAUUUGCUUUCUCUGUUGAAGUUCUUCUUGUCGCUCUAUAUGCCUAUUUUAUUGACAGGUAUGCAAAAUGUUUCCCUUUUACUUUUAUUAUGUAGGUUAAGACAAAGCUGUCAAACUGAAGCAGUAGCUCCGCACAUUUUCUCCAACACUUAGACAUUUGCUCCUCUGUCAUUUGUUGAUAACGAUGUAGAGCCGGAAGGGUUGUGGGGUUUAGUUUAAGGGGUUUGAUUUAAUUGAUAGUCAGGUGUUGAUUGGUCAGAAUCUGUCGAACUUUGUUGUCCUAAGGUUGCACAAUUCUGGUAAUUUCCACAAAAUUCCCAGUUUUUACGAGAUAUCCCGGUUGGCAGAUAACCAGGAUCCGGAUGGAAUAAGCAUGAAAUCAUGAAUCUUCCAACCAGUAUUUCUGGAAAACCAGGGAAUUAUGGGAAAGUGAUGCUCUGAACAGAGAGAGGGAAAGUGAUGAAGAGCGAAGGGUAUUUCACUAUCCUAGGGCAAUACCACCAGUCCUAAUAUCACUCAUGCAUGGCAUAGAGACAAUUUCGUAGACGCAAUCCAUUUGGUGGCUUUUGGGGUUCAGGAUCCCUAUACAAGCACUUUCAGCUUUCCCCAGAACAUUUUGGGGCAAAGAAUGGAAUAGGGAUUUUUCCCUUCCUGUAGCUUUGGACCCAGCAUGAGUCCUCUGCUGCAGUUGGAGUUUUACUUAUGAGAUUUUGUCUAAAGUUAACAUUGUAAAUGGCAAAUUUAGACAAUGAGCCUCUUGGUCCUCUAGCCGACCAGCAAAACACCAGCUCACUGAUGACGUGGGUUCAAAGAAAACCUAAGGAUGGAGUCCUCUAACACUAGGCUUCCAUGUGUAAUUUCUUUUGUUAAAAAAUAAUUUAAGAAAUGUUUUAUGUUUAUUUUUCUUUGGGAAAAAUCCCACGACAAAGUUUGCUGCAAGAGAAAAAUAAAAGAGGUCUAAUGUUGUUGAA